CUAGAAUUUGCUAGCAAAAUCCAUUCCCAUCUCUCUCAGUUUCAGAUAAUCCAGCCCCUUCUAGGAAAGCGGUUAAUAAAGCUGUUAAUCGUUGAAAAUCAGAGAACUCCUAAUAAGGUGAGGCAGUGAGCUAGAUUGAAUUUUUUAACAGGGAUACAAUAAUGGGUUCCUCUGUGAUAUCACCAGAGGAUGUGUUGGAGUCUUUGAUGAACGAUGGUACUAUUGACGCUAUCAGGCUCAAGAUAAUCAAUCAGCUCAAAGCUAAUGAGGAGCUGAAGAAAACCACUCUAAUGAUGGUUGAACAAAGUAAAGUUCUUAACACCCCUGGUGCAGAGAAACAGACUAAGAGGGAGCUGUUUGAUGCCCUUCGACAGGAGCUUGAAACCCCUGUGCUCGAGAGGGCCUCUAAAUCAGUUUGGGAGUUAAUGUUGGACAAUAAUGGGCUGGGGAAGGAAAUCAGUGAAACUGUUGAAAAAGUCUUUUGUCGAUUAAGUGGUAGUGAGCCUCCUUUAUUUCCUUCUUUGAGCAUUGAAGGCCAAGCAGAGAAAGAGCAGGAAGAUUUGAACUCUUCAUCAAAGAAAAGAAGUUUCAGCAAGAUGAGUGUGGAUGGAGGAGCAGAUGAAGUUGUAGAUUUGUCCAGCAAUUACCCAGCCAUGCCUGAGGAUCGUAAUCCAGUGCCAUCUUCCAGUGGACAAACGUGAAGACAUGAUUCCCUGUGUCAGAUGAGUUCUUUCCUGACUGUUAUCAAUAAUUUCUUCACGGGGUUUGAGCAGAUAUUAUUAGGAGCUUUGUAUGAAUGUUAUUUUUUCGUAGUUAAUCUUGUUUAACCUCCUUGUAUGUACAAUUCUAGAUUAUUCUGUAUAAUAGUAACAAAAAUUUUAAUUUUUUUGUGGACAAAAAUGAUACUUUUUUUUUUUUUU
Messenger RNA from Quercus lobata, 920 nucleotides. RefSeq lists its product as uncharacterized. Lineage: Eukaryota; Viridiplantae; Streptophyta; Magnoliopsida; Fagales; Fagaceae. The record is from RefSeq and is a predicted model, not a curated record. The coding region runs from base 162 to 701 and encodes 179 amino acids. The transcript has 4 exons.